CUGAAGUAAUGAUUUCUGUAGAGCUUUAAAAAGAACAAGCAGGCGUUGAACUCCUCAACACAAACUCUUGUUUCAAGCUCAUGAUGGAGUCUGCCAUCGAUAUCCUGAUGUCUAAGUUUAAGGUGUACGCUGGAGUUGACGGUUCAUCUGUGACUCUAAGCAGGGAUGAGUUUGGAAAACUGGUGAAAUCAGAGCUGCCCAACUUCCUGCAGAAUUCUGGAGACUCUGCCGCCAUCGAUGAGCUCAUGAGAUCAUUGGACAAGAACAACGAUGGAGAGCUGAGCUUCAUGGAGUUCUGGCAGCUGAUUGGACAUCUUGCCAGCAAGCAUGGGGGCUUCGACCAAUAGCUCCAUGUGUUCCCGUUCUGUCAGAAUGCCAUCCUCGCUUCUGCUUUUUUUCACGCCCUGUCUGACCAAAGUGAACCCGGUGCUGCCACAGGAGCUGGUCGUGCGCGGCUGCAGCAGUCAUAUUGCAGUUGCGCUCUGAUUUACGCGCACAUCUAGAAUCAUGGAACGGAGCGGGGAUGCAUUGUCUUCAUGUGCAGAUUCUGGCACCUCUGAUUCCUGGAAAAUAAAACUUCCCCAGGGAUCACAUAACAAGGUGUGACGUCAUAUAUGUCGAAGACUCCAGAUGAAAAAUAAACACCAAAGUGGCAUAAAGCGCGUGCCCCAUGUUUGUUUAUUCCUGUCC
Molecule: messenger RNA, 690 nt
Organism: Oryzias melastigma (Indian medaka)
Lineage: Eukaryota; Metazoa; Chordata; Actinopteri; Beloniformes; Adrianichthyidae
Product: protein S100-A11
Exons: 3
Coding region: 81-347 (88 amino acids)
Cellular component (GO): perinuclear region of cytoplasm
Molecular function (GO): calcium ion binding; transition metal ion binding
Source: RefSeq, a predicted model, not a curated record